This is a messenger RNA of Microtus oregoni (creeping vole), 2084 nucleotides long. RefSeq names its product netrin 3 (gene Ntn3). Lineage: Eukaryota; Metazoa; Chordata; Mammalia; Rodentia; Cricetidae. The record is from RefSeq and is a predicted model, not a curated record. Gene Ontology annotation, molecular function: protein binding. The coding region runs from base 340 to 2082 and encodes 580 amino acids. The transcript has 6 exons.
UUCCCGGGAGGCCGGGAGACCUGCUCCUCCUGGCCCUCCGUGGGUGAGUGCUGGCGGCCGGCGGCGGGUGGGGCCUCCGCUGGCGGAGGCACCGGGAGCGGGGGCGACGCCUGUCAACGCUCCAGGCCUAGCAGAAGGACUCGCCAACAUCCCUGCUGCUGUGCUUGGCCCCGGGCGUGCCCGUGGCUGCUCCCACUUCUGGGCCUGUGCUGGGGCCGCCCGGGGGCUCUGCUAUCUUGGCACUGCAGAUCCAGCAGGCAGAGUCUUGGACUAGACUCUCUCUCCUCGAGGGCAGAAUCGUUGGGCGGAAGCUGGCUGGUCACCACAGCGGCCACGGCCAUGCCCACCUGGCCCUGGGGGCUGCUGCUGACCGCAGGCACGCUCUCCGCCGCAUUGAGCCCAGGGAUGCCGGCCACAGCCGACCCCUGCUAUGAUGAGGCGGGUGAACCCCGCUGUUGUAUUCCGGGCCUAGUGAACGCUGCUCUGGGCCGAGAUGUGCUGGCGUCCAGCACGUGCGGGAGGCCGGCCAAUCGCGUCUGCGAUUCCUCGGACCCGCAGCGGGCACACUCUGCAGACCUCCUGACCUCUGCUCCGGGCACUGCAAGUCCUCUCUGUUGGCGCUCCGAUUUGCUGCAACGGUCACCCUUCAACGUAACCCUCACGGUGCCCCUGGGGAAGGCUUUUGAGCUGGUCUUCGUGAGCCUACGCUUCUGCUCGGCUCCCCCAACCUCCGUGGCCCUGCUUAAGUCGCAGGACCAUGGCCGCAGCUGGGUCCCCCUGGGCUUCUUCUCCUCCAGCUGUAGCCUGGACUAUGGCCGUCCGCCUGCUCCUGUUGAUGGCCCUGCUGGUCCAGGGCCAGAAGCCCUCUGCUUCCCAGCCCCCCAGGCCCAGCCUGAUGGUGGAGGCCUUCUGGCCUUCAGUGUGCAGGAUGGCAGCCCGCAGGGCCUGGAUCUGGACAACAGUCCCGUGCUCCAAGACUGGGUGACUGCCACAGAUAUUCGCAUAUUACUCACAAGGCCUGCCACACUGGGGGACAUGAGGGACCGGGAGGUCACAGUCCCUUAUUCCUACUCAGCCACUGAGCUCCAGGUGGGAGGUCGAUGCAAGUGCAAUGGCCAUGCCUCACGGUGUCUGUUGGACAGCCAUGGCCACCUGAUCUGCGACUGCCAGCAUGGUACAGAGGGCCCUGAUUGCAGCCGCUGCAAGCCCUUCUACUGUGACAGGCCAUGGCAGCGGGCUACAGGGCAGGAAGCCCACGCUUGCCUUGCUUGCUCCUGCAAUGGCCAUGCUCGGAGAUGCCGCUUCAACAUGGAGCUGUACCGACUGUCUGGGCGCCGCAGUGGGGGUGUGUGCCUCAAUUGCCGGCACAAUACUGCUGGUCGCCACUGCCACUACUGCCGGGAGGGCUUCUACCGUGACCCAGGCCGUGUCCUAAGUGACCGCCGUGCCUGCAGAGCUUGUGACUGCCAUCCAGUUGGUGCUGCUGGUAAAACCUGUAACCAGACCACAGGCCAGUGUCCCUGUAAGGAUGGUGUUACUGGCCUCACCUGUAACCGCUGUGCCCCAGGUUUUCAGCAGAGCCGGUCUCCUGUGGCGCCCUGUGUUAAGACCCCUGUCCCUGGACCCACUGAAGAAAGCAGUCCUGUGGAGCCACAGGACUGUGAGUCACAUUGCAGACCUGCGCGUGGCAGUUAUCGAAUCAGCCUGAAGAAGUUCUGCCGAAAGGACUAUGCGGUGCAGGUGUCAGUGGGUGCGCGCGGCGAGGCCCGCGGCGCGUGGACACGCUUUCCGGUAGCAGUGCUUGCUGUGUUCCGCAGCGGGGAGGAGCGCGCUCGGCGCGGGAGCAACGCGCUGUGGGUACCAACCCUAGACGCCGCCUGCGGUUGCCCGCGCCUCCUACCCGGCCGGCGUUACUUGCUGCUGGGGGGCGGGUCCGGGGCUGCAGCUGGAAGCACAGCGGGCCGGGGACCCGGGCUCAGCGCAGCCCGUGGAAGCCUCGUGCUGCCUUGGAGAGACGCCUGGACUCGGCGCCUCCGGAGGAUGCAGAGGCGCGAGCGGCGGGGGCGCUGCGGGACCGCCUGAAC